This is a messenger RNA of Exophiala dermatitidis NIH/UT8656, 1326 nucleotides long. Its product is annotated as SulP family sulfate permease. The transcript has a single exon. Gene Ontology annotation, molecular function: molybdate ion transmembrane transporter activity. The record is from RefSeq and is a predicted model, not a curated record. Gene Ontology annotation, biological process: molybdate ion transport. Lineage: Eukaryota; Fungi; Ascomycota; Eurotiomycetes; Chaetothyriales; Herpotrichiellaceae. The coding region runs from base 1 to 1326 and encodes 441 amino acids.
AUGACUUCCCACCUACGCCAUGUGAUGGCUCACAAUCUUGCUAUCUUUCGACGGCAGCCGUUGGCGGAGAUAUCAGGCUCACUGGGUGAUCUUGGAACCUUCUUGCCCAUAGUCAUCGCCCUGACAGAAGGACACCAGAUAUCUUUAUCAACGACAUUAAUCUUCACCGGCAUCUACAAUAUCCUCACCGGCUUAUUCUUCGGCAUACCUCUGCCCGUUCAACCGAUGAAAGCGAUCGCGGCUGUUGCCAUCCUGAAGUCUCUGAGCGCGGGCGAAAUUGCGGCAGCCGGGAUAUUCGUGUCCAGCUGUAUCUUACUCUUUAGCGUUACGGGGUUGCUCUCCUGGGUGACGAGGGUUAUUCCGAUCCCGGUCGUGAAGGGCAUCCAAGUUGGUGCGGGAUUGAGUUUGAUCAUAGCCGCAGGCACAAAGGCUCUUGCUGCGCUAUCAUGGACGACACCAUCAUGGGCAGACAACUAUCUGUGGAUGGUGCUCGCUUUCGUUGGCUUAUUCGCGCUCAAUGUUUGGCGUAGAACGCCCUACGCGUUAAUCCUCUCCGUCAUCGGGAUUGUUUUCGCUGUGAUCCUCAUUGCUGGCGGUGAACAUUAUCACUUACCAGGCUUCGAGAUCUGGCAUCCUUACACACAGCUCCCCAAAGGGAAAGACUGGAAAACUGGCGUUCUGGAUGCCGGCGUCGGGCAAUUACCCCUGACAACUCUGAACUCAGUCGUUGCGGUGACCCAUCUAGCUGCCGAUCUUCUUCCUGAAAUUGAAACCCCUUCUGUGACUGCGAUUGGCAUCAGCGUGGCCUCGAUGAAUCUCUUUGGGUGCUGGUUUGGCGCAAUGCCAGUCUGCCAUGGCUCCGGAGGACUUGCGGCGCAGUACCGCUUUGGAGCACGGUCGGGAGCCAGCAUCAUAUUCCUUGGUCUUCUCAAACUCGUGCUCGGCGUGUUCUUCGGCGAGAGUCUGACAGGUCUGCUGCACAAAUUUCCACUCGCCUUGCUUUCUGUCAUGGUCAUUGCCGCUGGAUUGGAAUUGGCAAGUGUCGGCGAGAGCCUGAAUACAGCCCGAGCAAGAGACUUGAUCAAAGAGAACAACGAUACAAACGGGGCUGACGAGCUGACAGACGAAGAGAAGCAACAACGCUGGACAGUGAUGCUAGUCACCGCUGGACUUCUGGUGGCUUCCAAAAAUGAUGCCAUCGGCUUCCUGGCCGGGCUGUGUUGUCAUUGGAGCUAUCAACUACCUGAAAACUUCGCCAUCUUGCGGCACGAACGUGACUCUCAUGAAGAAUCUGGAGAACGGCAAGCUUUACUACCAGGGUAUUAG